ACUUAUACCGAAGUUGUGCUGUGGUUUCACAGUGCAGUGACAGUCAGGUAUAAUUUAUGUGACGGUCACUACACUUUAAGCAUUAAGCUGUAUCGACUUAUAAAUGUCCUGAACGUCAGCACUGUGAAAGACUGAGGUGGGAAUAUGAGGACAGGUACUCAUCAUGUACCCGGGAGGUUACGAUCCAUCCAGCAGGUCCAACACGAACACGACAGACGGGGAAACAAAGGCGAAACAUGUUUUAAGACGUUUAUUUUACGGAUCUGUGAUCUAUUUCUGCCGGUUAUAGUAAUGAAGCUGAAGAGAGACUUCACAGUGAUUUCAGCGCUUCACCGCUGCUGGAUCUGCAUCAACUUGGCUCUGGCUGAGGACUGGACUCGCGUCCACAGCGAGGACGAACUCUUCAGGAGCUUGUUCCGCCCCUACAGCAAGUGGACGCGUCCGGCGCGGAACAUCACCGACGUGGUCAUCGUCAAGUUCGGCCUGUCCAUCGCACAGCUGAUAGACGUGGACGAGAAAAAUCAGAUGAUGACGACCAACGUGUGGCUGAAACAGGAAUGGACGGACUAUAAGCUGCAGUGGAGCCCGUCCGACUUCGACAACGUGACGUCCAUCAGAGUCCCUUCUGAGCUGCUCUGGGUGCCGGACAUCGUGCUUUACAACAACGCCGACGGAGAGUUCGCCGUCACCCACAUGACCAAGGCCCAUGUCUUCCACACGGGUCGUGUCCGCUGGGUUCCCCCGGCCAUCUACAAGUCCUCCUGCUCCAUCGACGUCACCUUCUUCCCUUUCGACCAGCAGAGCUGCAAGAUGAAGUUCGGCUCCUGGACGUACGACCGCGCCAAGAUUGACCUGGAGCCCUUCGAGGACACCGUGGACCUCAAGGAUUACUGGGAGAGCGGAGAAUGGGCGAUUGUGAACGCCGUGGGAACCUACAACACCAAGAAGUACGACUGCUGCCACGAGAUCUACCCCGACAUCACCUACUACUUCGUCAUCCGCCGCCUCCCGCUGUUCUACACCAUCAACCUCAUCAUCCCCUGCCUCCUCAUCUCCUUCCUCACCGUGCUGGUCUUCUACCUGCCGUCGGACUGCGGCGAGAAGAUCACGCUGUGCAUCUCCGUGCUGCUGUCCCUCACCGUCUUCCUGCUGCUCAUCACGGAGAUCAUCCCGUCCACCUCGCUGGUCAUCCCGCUCAUCGGGGAGUAUCUGCUCUUCACCAUGAUCUUCGUCACGCUGUCCAUCGUCAUCACCGUGUUCGCGCUGAAUGUGCACCACCGCUCGUCGGAGACCCACGCCAUGCCCCGAUGGGUCCGCGGGCUUUUCCUGUCGGCGGUUCCCCGCUGGCUGUGCAUGAAGCGUCCAGAACACGGCGUGAGGCCGGCAAGGCGACUUCACCUGACUGAUAGACUCCUCCCCCUCCGGACCUCGGGCCCCGCCCACAGCUCGGCCGCCUGGGUCACCCAGGAGUCUGACGUAGAUCUCCGUGGUUACCAGAAGGAGGGCGACGGUUGCCGCGGCAGCGGGGACGAAAAGCACUACUGCCGUCUCCACGGUUACUCGGACGCAGCUCACCUGGGGCGGUUUGGGCCGAGGAUUCCCCCCCUCUCUCCUCCUCUGGGUCACAUGCUCCUCCCGCGGAGAAACCCCCCACUCGGCUCGGACUGGGACGCCCUCCGCGUGGAACGUGGCUCGGCCUGGAGCCCGGCGGCCUGCGCCCUGUCCCCUGCCGUGGUGUCGGCCCUGGAGGGGGUGACCUACAUCGCCGAGCAUCUCCGAGCCGAGGACGCAGACCUCUCAGUGAAGGAGGACUGGAAGUACGUGGCCAUGGUUGUGGACCGGAUCUUCCUGUGGAUGUUUGUUAUCGUGUGUCUCCUGGGGACCGUCGGACUCUUCCUGCCUCCGUGGCUCUCGGGGAUGUUUUAGAAGCAGAUUGAAAAUCAGAAAGGAUUAUUAACCUAAUUAAAUUGAUGUAGAACCAGAUCAAUCAAUCACAAACGUUUCAAAUGAUUUCAGAAUGAAUGAAUCUGUAUUUUUACCUGAGAUAUUACUCAAAUGACGGUCUACAUUUUUGUUAUAGCUAUAAAAAUGUCUUCCUGCAAACAAGUGGAAGACAGCAGGUACGUGUGUUCUUUUCUAUACUGAAAAUAUCUUUGGAUUUCAGGAAAAUGUAGUUCUUCCCAAUCUUACUUGGCCUGUUAUGACAUUGGAAGGCUAAAAGGACGAUGCCGUAGUCAAUUAGCCCAAAUUAACUCAAAUAUAAUGUGAAAACUCACAAAUAGUGAGUUGAUGACUGAAAAAGAAGAACUGUGAUGUAAUUGAUUUUUGUGUUACUAAAGCAAGGUGAGAGGUUUUUAAUGUCGCCUAUAAACUGACAAAAAUGUUGUCAUUUGUUUGUUAUGCAUUUUGGAGAAAAAUCCAUGUCCUGAUUUCUUUUCAGCCGCAAGGUGAAGUAGGACACUUGGACACAAUCACUACGAAGACCCUGAUGGGCUUAUGACACUGCAUGAAAGUAGCUGUUUACCAUAUUAUACUUUAGAAUAUGCAAUGGGAUAUUAACAGCUCAAUGUAACGUAUUUUCCUGAACAUGUUAAAUUGUGUAUUUCAUUGCUUUGAUUCAUUUAUUAGUGUGUAACAACUAUGUAUAGUGAAAAGGGAAGCAGCCAAUAAAAGAGCCCGAGACACGA
Gasterosteus aculeatus aculeatus (three-spined stickleback) is the source of this 2687-nucleotide messenger RNA. NCBI's taxonomy places the organism in Eukaryota, Metazoa, Chordata, Actinopteri, Perciformes, Gasterosteidae. The record is from RefSeq and is a predicted model, not a curated record.